Messenger RNA from Drosophila albomicans, 2604 nucleotides. It is a transcript of the gene pins, whose product is annotated as G-protein-signaling modulator 2. The transcript has 3 exons. NCBI's taxonomy places the organism in Eukaryota, Metazoa, Arthropoda, Insecta, Diptera, Drosophilidae. Bases 185 to 2206 code for a protein of 673 amino acids. The record is from RefSeq and is a predicted model, not a curated record. Gene Ontology annotation, molecular function: GTPase regulator activity; protein binding.
GCGAUUAAUCGACUGGCCUAGUGAAUCAGAAUGAAAUUAACAAACCCAAUUGAUUAGUAAAACGGUACAAAAAAAAGUGUUUAAUUAAAGUAAUUUAGACUGCUAGAAACUCUCUCUCGAAGUGUGUGUGUGUGGUGGUAGCGUUCAGUUUUCUUUUAGAAACAUCAGCAACAUAACGAAAGCCAUGUCUUCACUCUCCGCAUCCGCGGAAAAUGUCUCCACCAUGGGCAUUGGAGGCGGGGGUCAAGACGGCUCCAACUCGCAUCCCACCUCCGAUGGCGGCGGCUCCAGUAUGUGCCUCGAACUGGCACUCGAAGGAGAACGUCUGUGUAAAGCGGGCGAUUGUCGGGCGGGCGUUGCCUUCUUCCAGGCCGCGAUUCAAGCGGGCACCGAUGAUCUACGCACCUUGUCUGCCAUCUAUUCGCAGCUAGGCAAUGCAUACUUCUAUCUCGGUGACUACGCCAAGGCCAUGCAGUAUCAUAAACAUGAUCUAACACUGGCCAAGACCAUGAACGAUAAGCUAGGCGAAGCGAAAUCCUCUGGCAAUCUGGGCAACACACUCAAGGUGAUGGGACGCUUCGAUGAGGCGGCCAUUUGUUGUGAACGCCAUCUCACACUUGCACGCCAGCUUGGCGAUCGUCUGUCGGAGGGCAGAGCGUUGUACAAUCUGGGCAAUGUUUAUCAUGCCAAGGGAAAACAUUUGGGCAAUCGCAACAAUGCGGGUGACGAUGUCAAGGAGGCGCUGGUCAAGGCGGUAGAGUUUUAUCAAGAGAAUCUACAGCUGAUGCGCGAUCUGGGUGAUCGCGGUGCACAAGGACGCGCCUGUGGUAAUUUGGGCAACACUUACUACUUGCUGGGCGACUUUCAGGCUGCCAUUGAGCAUCAUCAGGAACGCUUGCGCAUUGCACGCGAGUUUGGCGAUCGCGCUGCCGAGCGUCGCGCCAACAGCAAUCUGGGCAAUUCGCACAUCUUUCUCGGACAAUUCGAGGAUGCUGCCGAGCAUUACAAGCGCACCUUAGCCUUGGCCCUGGAGUUGGGCGAACGUGAAGUCGAAGCGCAGUCGUGCUACAGUUUGGGCAACACUUAUACGCUGCUGCAUGAGUUUGCAUUGGCCAUUGAGUUCCAUCAUCGGCAUUUGGCGAUUGCCCAAGAGCUAGGCGAUCGCAUUGGGGAAGCACGCGCCUGCUGGUCACUGGGUAAUGCUCAUGCCGCCACGGGCAACAAUGAGAAGGCGCUGCAAUUUGCCGAAUCCCAUUUGCAGCUGGCCAAGGAACUGCAUGAUCCCGUGGGCGAGAGCACAGCACGUGUAAAUAUCUCAGAUUUGCGCAAACUGCUGGGCAUGCCAGAGGCGGAGCAUACGCCAACGCCAGAGGAGGAACGCUCGACUGCUUCGGAUCACUCGGCCAGUGGACAUCAGUCGGAUGGUUCAGAGAACUCGCAGGGACGCAUGGUACGCGUGCGUCGGCAGAGCAUGGAGCAGCUAGAUCUGAUUAAGAUCACACCCGAUGGCAAGCGUCUGCAGGCGCAGGAGGAGCAGAAAACCAAGGCAGCCAACGCUGCCCACACAAAAGCCAAAGAGGAUGAUUUCUUCGACAUGCUCUCGCGUUCCCAGUCCAAGCGCAUGGAUGAUCAACGUUGCUCAAUCAAAAUCAACACAGCUGGCGGCGCAGCUGUUGCCACAGGCGCCACACGCAAACCGCUGGUGCAGCAGAACUCUCUGUUUGUGGAUCCCACAAAUCUGCCGGGUCUGAAGUCACCAUCGUCGGCUAUGCCGCCAGCCAUUAGCCAUGCACCGCUGGCGCGCAGUGCCACAACCACACAACAGCCGGACGAUGCUUUCCUCGACAUGCUGAUGCGUUGCCAGGGCUCGCGACUGGAGGAGCAACGCUCCGAGUUGCCCAGGGCACAUGUCACCAUGGAUGCGGAGGCGCCACCGUUGCAGGCACCGGGCGGAGGAGCGGCAGCGGCUGGCGCAAGAAGUCGCGAGUCGGGACGAGGCGCAACGGUGCCGGAUGAAGAUUUCUUUUCGCUGAUCAUGAAAGUACAGAGCGGACGCAUGGAGGAUCAGCGGGCGUCGAUACCGUUUGGCGGCUUUAGCAAUGCGCAGCGAAAUGCGCGCAACAACAACAAUAAUAAUAACAACAAUAGCAACAGCAACAACAACAAUGCCACAGGCGGCGGUGGAGGUGGAGCAGCUGCCAAGUAAACGUCCAUUUUGGCUGCUCUUCAUAUUUUUUGGAAAUCAGUUUGUUAUACGAUACGUACAUUUUGGCCAUUAUUGCAUGCCCGGCCUAUUGGCCCAGUUUUUUGGCCAACUGGCAAUCGAUGGCUAAUUUGGCUGGCUAAGCAUUUGUUGUAAGCUCAACUUUUAGUUUUGACUACCGACUAACAAAAACACAAGUAACCAAAAAUGAUUCAUACUUUUUUAAUUUUCUUACUCUUUUUUUGUUUAUUCGGUGAUGCAUCAGCUCUUCCAUUUUGAUGCAUCACGCACACACACAAAACAUAUACAUAUACAAAUACAAAUACAUAGAUAUACUCACCGUAGACAGAAAAGUUGAUAUUUGCGCUUUUUAACACCGAGAGAAUUUUUGCAAAACAAAA